Messenger RNA from Oryzias melastigma (Indian medaka), 5633 nucleotides. RefSeq names its product inactive ubiquitin carboxyl-terminal hydrolase 53. Gene Ontology annotation, biological process: response to auditory stimulus; sensory perception of sound; protein deubiquitination. Bases 1503 to 4589 code for a protein of 1028 amino acids. Gene Ontology annotation, molecular function: cysteine-type deubiquitinase activity. The record is from RefSeq and is a predicted model, not a curated record. Gene Ontology annotation, cellular component: cell-cell junction. Lineage: Eukaryota; Metazoa; Chordata; Actinopteri; Beloniformes; Adrianichthyidae. The transcript is spliced from 17 exons.
UUUAGCUGUGCUUUGUUCCUCUCUGAACUAAUAAACUUGCUGUAUUCACACUUUGAGAAAUAAUGACUUUUGUUGCUAUCUUGUCAGUGAUAGACAUUUUUACAUUAUAGUAAAAUAAAUAAAUCCAACAUGUCUCAAUCCAAAUUAUAAUUUCCUAUAUCGAUAUAAGCGGUUUAUUGUAAGAAUGUAAAUCGUAGGACUAUAAUUUGAUUAAGUGAAAUAAUCAUUACACUCCUUAAACAGAAUCUUAAGAUCACUCAAGGGUUGAAGCUGCUGAUUAAAAAAAAAAAAGAAAAAAAUGGUGGGGGGCAGACACUUUAGCAGUUCACUCCUUUCAUUUGCUUUCUUUAUGUAACAGGAUCAGGCAGAUGGUGUUAGGGUAACAGGAGCCUCGCAUGACUUUUCUCUGCUGUCAUAAUCAUGUGGCACAAUUGUCACUGAGGAGGGUAACCAUGCAGGUAAAUAUUUCACACCCUAUGAAGCAGACCUGAUUUCAGAGCACAAAGCCAUGCAGAGGGAGGAAAAAAUGGUUAAAAAAGAGAAAUUAACAGCUGUAUGUUUGCUGGAAACUGGAAACUGCGUGUGUGUACGUGCGCGCCGUCGCCGUGGCAGCGGCGUACAGCAGCAUGGCAGACUGCAGCACAUACAGUGUAAAAGGGGGCGGGGCUUGACAUCCCCAGCUCCGAAAACAUCUCUAAUCCAGUAUUUCAGGUGCCGAGGUCGACCGAGCGAGCAUUGCUCACAGUGGCGGCGGAAGCGGAGCGGCGUCGCGAACACACAGCGUCCGGAGUGGAAAUUAAAGGUGGAAGAGAAGUCAUUGAAAGAAAGAAAAAAACUCCAGCUAAAAAAGAGAGAGAAGUUUCCGCGCGGAGUACUUUCCCACACAGCGAAAUACAACUUAACAAGCAGACCGCUUCGCUUCUUCUUCUUCUUCUUCAACAACAGUAACACUUUUGUUUUUAUAUAUCAAAGAGGAGGAUAUCGCCGCCGCUACUAUUUUACCCCCGCAAGAGAUGGGACUUACUUUCCGAUCUUUCCUGGAGUGAAGAUUUGAUUACAGCUGCUGAAAUUCUGCACAACUAUGGAGCAAAUGUAUUAUUUUUUUUGCAAUGAUGCAGUUCUGAAGCAACUGUGAAGCUCUGACCAGUGAUAUAAAAUGGUUCAGCUGUUUUCCUGGAUUCUCAAACAGAAUUUUUUUUACAGAAGAAAACCACUUUUUACCAAAGGUUCACCCAAACAAAGACUUGGACUUUAAUUUUUUUGGCCGUUUGUUUAAGACUGAACUUUUCUAUAUAUUUUUUUUAACCGCCUGCCACCUCCUUUUAAAGUCGAAGGAUUUCAAGACGAACCCAGCUUCUUGGUGAGCUGCUCCCAGGGUGUAGAAGCCCAUGUGCAGCAGGGCGGCUCCUACAGCUCGCGGGAUAACCUAGCCUGGAACUAUUGGGGCGUCGCUCCAAACCCUCUGACUAUCCCACCUGUCGAAAGGCAGACUCCAUUAACCAAUGGCAUGGGUCAAGUUCUUCAAGAAGCGGGGCAAUCUGGGGAAGUCCUACCAGCCGGGGAGCAUGCUGUCACUGGCCCCCACCAAAGGACUGCUAAAUGAACCGGGCCAGAACAGCUGCUUCCUCAACAGCGCCGUGCAGGUACUAUGGCAUCUGGACAUCUUCAGACGAAGCUUGAGGAAACUACCAGGUCACUUCUGUCAGGGAGAUUCCUGCAUUUUCUGUGCAUUAAAGGGUAUUUUCUCCCAGUUCCAGCAAAGCAGAGAGCGGGCGCUGCCCUCUGACAACCUGCGUCACGCCUUGGCAGAGACCUUUAAGGACGAGCAGCGCUUCCAGCUGGGCUUCAUGGACGACGCUGCCGAGUGCUUCGAGAACAUUCUGGAAAGAAUCCACCUGCACAUUGUUCCAGAGGAGACGGAUUCCUGCACGUCGACGUCUUGUAUCACACAUCAGAAGUUUGCAAUGUCACUUUAUGAGCAGUCUGUGUGUCGCAGCUGUGGGGCAUCCUCCGACCCCCUGCCUUUCACAGAGCUGGUACAUUAUAUCUCCACCACUGCACUCUGUGAACAGAUGCAGCAGCGCAAAGAUGAAUCCUUCGGAGAACUUUUACAGGUAGCAAGUACAAUCGGAGACCUUCGAAACUGUCCAAGCAACUGUGGUCAGAAGAUAAGGAUCAGACAGGUCCUCAUGAACUCCCCAGAAAUCGUCACGAUCGGGUUUGUGUGGGACUCUGAGCAGUCGGAUCUCACAGAAGACGUGAUCCGCUCUCUGGGGAAUCAUCUCAGUCUUUCUGCGCUCUUUUACCGUGUCACCGAUGAACACGCCAAGAGGGCGGAGCUGCAUCUCGUGGGGAUGAUCUGCUACACCAGCCGCCACUACUGUGCCUUUACCUUUCAUACCAAAUCCUCCAAAUGGAUCUUCUUUGAUGACGCAACUGUGAAAGAGGUUGGCUCCAGGUGGAAAGACGUGGUCACUAAAUGUAUCAAAAACCACUUCCAACCUCUCCUUCUUUUUUACUCUAACCUUGAUGGGAGUGCCAUCACCACAGAAGAUGCCUCAAUGCAAAACAUCAGCCAUUCCCACUACAAGGCUUCAGUCAAUGGAGACGUGCAAGGUCACGAGUCUCCGGUUUUAUUGCCCAAAAAGCUGGAGCUCACCAGGGAGAAUCUGAAGGCUGUGCUGGGCCACGAAACGCACAAACACAAAACCUCUUCCACUCUCAGCAGGGGCAGCGCUCAGACCAGUGGAGGACGGGGGCCAGUGAAAAUCGGCGCAACUGAUCCCAGAAGUCGCCUCAGGGAGAUCUCAAAAGAAGUUGCCCACAGAGCAGGAGAGCGGCGAGAAAUGCAUUCGCCCAGAAGAGAUGCUGAUAGAAGCGGUCAGCGGAGGCCCGACCCGCGCCACAAAGAUCCAGGUCAAGACAGGCAGUACUCUCGCUCUGUGUCUCCUCCUGAGAACGGCUUCAAACACUUGGAGACUCGACUGUACAGCAGCCAAGGAAAAGGUCCCAUCCGGACGGAGAGGACGCCGCACCUUGGCGGCGGCUCAUCUCAUGAACCUCCGCGCUCCCACUUGAGGGCUCAAGCGCCACCCGCUGUGACUGUUGUCAGAAGUGGCCAUCACAACCGGCGGCUGGACCAGCACGCCAACGGAUACGACACGGACAGCAGCCAAGAUUCCCGAGAACGUCACGCAGGGAACGGCCGCAGCAGGCCGGGCCGCCCGUGGAAGCCCAUGCGGGAGGCGCUGAACGUAGACAGCGUUUUGAACUUUCCAACCGAGGGAAGCAAAGAGCCGAGGCCCCACAGUCCCCAGAGGAGACCCCGGAGUCACUCGCCGUCGCGUGACAAGGAUCGAGAUUACGCCUGGGGGGCUCGGGAAGAGCACAAACCAAAGAGCCUGAUGACCAUUUACGAGGACGAGCAGAAGCACGACAUCAGCGGCAGCCGCAGCUCGCUGGACUCCGACAGUCGAGGGGGCCACAGCGACAAGGAGCGCUUGAGGGGUUCAGCCACUCUGAAAAUGCACAACGACAACUGGAAGAUCCAGAGAACUGAAUCCGGAUACGAAAGCAGCGACCGCCUCAGCAACAGCUCAGCAAACCUCGACUCACCUGUCGUAGACAGCGCGUCUACCAAAGACCUGCCCCCCAUUCCUGAGCUGCAUCUGAUGAGGGAUCAUAAUCCCCAGAGAAAAUUUGACGAUUUGAUGGCUAACGUCAUGCACUCUUCAUUUUCUUCUGGUGAACCGGGAAGCAAAUCUCCCGAUCUGCACGACUUCCGCCAAGACCAACGUUUGCAAAGAACUAGAGCCUUUAGAUACACUCCAGGGAUCAUGGAAAAGAACAGCGGCCUGGAUAGUGAACAAGAAGACGACGCUGAUGACAGACGUUCGAGCCCCAUGCCUCCUUACUUGGUGAAGACCAGCAGCUCCGAAUGGAACAGCUCCGAUGACCUCACUGGACCUUUCUCUGAGCAGGAAGAGACCAGUACCUCCCACUUUGACCCUUUCCCAUACAACUAUCCACCAUCUCUACCCCCAAGGACUUACAGCAACUUUCACACUGAGGCAUCUGGCUCUCUCCCACCGGAAGGGCCAGCGUGGUCGUGCCCUCUCAGCGAGCCCAGAAACGGCCUCUCGCACACCACCCUCAGACGAUGGAUCGAGACCCCCGCCGAGCACGGGCUGUCGUCAGACACCAGCUCCAAGUCGGGGUCGUCGGACCAGGAGAGGAACGAUCUCUCAGCAAGUGAAAGCGACGACCGGUUUCCCAGUCCAAAACCCAGCUACGACGAUGGUGCGUCGGGCAAGGUGCAUCCCACCACCUUCUUCUCUGUGGAUAGCUGUAUGACGGACACGUACCGGGCUAAAUACCACAAGAAGCCUGCUUUCUUCAUGAAAGCAGAGGAGCACACAUCAUCGGGGGAGAGCGACGUGGAGGGACGGGGCUUCGGUUUGACCAACGUCCAAGCUCUGGACUCGUCCAGGAGCAAAGCAGAUUCAGGUUUUUCUACCACAAAGACUAAAACUACUGCAAAAUGGAAUCCAGUUACCCCAAAAGGACUUGAUGAACAUGGCUUCCUAUGACCGAUGCAAUGUGAAUGAACUCUGGAGGAACUGCUACACUGUUUGACUUGACGUUCAAGGGAUACAAACUUGGACAUGAAACUGGAUGCGAAAGAGAUUGUAGAAGGACGGCAGGUGUUUGUAGCGAACUGUCUGGAUACUAAAAGCUUUAAAUGCCGAGGUUUUUACACACUAAGAUGCUAAUGCUUAGACGUACAUUAAAAAACAAUCAUAAAAGCUUUAUUGGAGUUGGGAACUUGUCAAGAAUGUGUCACAUUACGCCACUUUACCACUCAUGAGAUUAAAAAGUUUCUUCUUCAGUGGGAGAGAAACGUCUUUUAGUAAAUAGAUUGUUUGUAUUUGUAUACCUCUUUUCUUUUUCAGUGUUAUUUGGUGUUUGCCCCAAUUCUGCCUUCUUAUACCCAUCAAUUCAUGGAUUUUAAAGAUUAUUCGCAGGCCUGGUUAUAGUUGGGGAAGGAUUUCUUAGUAAAAUGCGAGAUCUUAAAUUUUGGCACAACUUAGAAUUUAACGUGGAUCUUCAGAUGUUUUUAGCCCAAAAAAUAUUUGAUCUGAGUUGAAGGGCAUUGAAGCUGAUCAAUUAUCGCUUUAAAUCUAUACCUAAGAAGGUUUGAUGCAUCAGAGCCACUUGGAAAAAACUGAAUGAAAAGUAAUGAUUCGGUCGUCAAAGGUAGAUCAACUUCCUGUAUGUAUUGUCUUAAGUCUAUGCACUGCUCUUUCUUAAACACUCCCUACGUCUUUAUCCUCCAUGUCUUUAGUGGCAUCUUGGGUUUGCGACCAUACUGCUGUCAUAGAUGGACUCCAUCGUAGAAACUGUUCAAGCUGAAGUUAUGAUAGUGCUGUAGAUGUCACUGGUUUCUUUAAGUUCAUAUAUAAAUGUGUACAUAUAUAGAUAUAUAUAUACACAGUGCCUUUUGUACUUUUUGAGGCGGGGUUAAAUAGGAGCCAUGAUUUGUACAGUUUUCUUGAUUUAAAGACUAAUUUUUUUGUAACAUUUAAUUUUAUUUUUAUUAAAAAAUGUCAAAUAAACGGUUUUAUUUAAUCAUA